CAGCGAGCGGGCGGCCACGCCUCUCCACGAGUCCAUGUUUGCAUGACGCAAGAGCCAACGUCACUCCUCCCGGUCUGGAGGCGGACGACUGCGCGAAGGCCCAAUACCCGACGCCACUCGGUCCACGCCACCACCGCAGACGCCAUGGAAGGAGACGCGCACCACCGGCCCUCCUCCUCCUCGUCGGGCCGCACCUUCCUCUCUGGCCUCUGCGCCGCCGCGCUCCGCCGCAAGCCCCUCUCCGCGCGCGCCUCUACCACCGCCUCCGGCGAGGGCCUCGUGCGGCAGCUCGGCGUCCUGGAGCUCGUGCUCCUCGGUAUCGGUGCGUCCAUCGGCGCCGGCAUCUUCGUCAUCACCGGAACCGUUGCCCGUGACGCCGGUCCAGGUGUUACGAUCAGUUUUGCUCUGGCUGGAGCUGCGUGUGUGCUCAAUGCCUUGUGCUAUGCUGAACUGGCAUCUCGUUUUCCUGCUGUUGUCGGGGGAGCAUACUUGUACACAUAUGCCGCGUUUAAUGAGCUCACGGCCUUCUUGGUGUUCACUCAGUUGAUGCUUGAUUACCACAUUGGCGCAGCAAGCAUUGCUCGUAGCUUAGCAAGCUAUUUUAUCCAAUUCGUGGAGCUUAUUCCAUCUGCAAAGGGUCAUGUUCCAAGUUGGAUUGGGCAUGGAGAAGAGUUUUUUGGUGGUGUUGUCUCAAUUAAUAUAUUGGCUCCGAUUCUUCUCAUCGCCUUAACUGCGAUUCUCUGCCGUGGUGUCAAAGAGUCGUCAGCAGUGAACACCUUUAUGACUACACUAAAGAUAAUCAUCGUUAUAGUUGUUGUAUUUGCUGGUGUGUUUGAGGUGGAUGUAUCAAACUGGUCACCAUUUAUGCCCAAUGGUUUCAAAGCUGUUGUAACUGGAUCUACAGUAGUCUUUUUUGCAUAUGUUGGAUUUGAUGCGGUUGCUAAUUCUGCUGAGGAAGCUAAAAAGCCACAGAGGGAUUUGCCUAUUGGCAUCCUGGGGAGCCUUGUAGUAUGUGUUGUACUAUAUGUUGCUGUGUGCUUGGUGAUUACUGGAAUGGUGCCAUAUACAUUACUUGGUGAAGAUGCUCCCUUGGCUGAGGCCUUUUCCGCUAAGGGUUUGAAAUUUGUUACUGUGUUGAUCAGCAUAGGGGCUGUUGCUGGUCUUACUACAACACUUCUUGUCGGUUUGUACGUUCAGUCACGUUUGUAUCUUGGGCUUGGAAGGGAUGGCCUGCUACCUUCGGUAUUUGCUAAAGUUCACCCAAUACGUCAUACUCCUCUGCAUUCUCAGAUCUGGGUUGGUUGUGUUGCAGCAGUCUUGGCUGGCCUCUUUAAUGUGCAUGCACUCUCACAUAUUCUCUCAGUUGGCACACUGACGGGCUACUCAGUUGUAUCAGCUUGUGUGAUCACACUUAGAUGGAGUGACAAGUCAACUAGUUAUCGCUCCCUUGGAAAUAUGUCAGUGUGGCAGGAGGGUGUUUUAUGUCUUGUCAUGGUGGCUCUCUGUGGUUUUGUAGCAGGAAUUUCGUACCGGUUUAGCUAUGCUAUUGCAUUCAUCAUUGUAGCUUUUCUGAUAGCUAUUGCUGCCAGUUUGGCUCUCCAGUUUCGACAGGUCUAUGUUCCUGUGGAUCCGCCUCGCUUUUCUUGUCCUGGAGUUCCUUUGGUUCCCGUGGUCUCUGUUUUCUUCAAUAUGUUUCUGUUUGCUCAGCUACAUGAAGAAGCUUGGUAUAGAUUUGUCAUCCUUAGUCUCAUCGCUGUGGGGGUCUAUGCCGGAUAUGGGCAGUACAACGCAGCUCCUUCCACUUCAGAUCACCCCUCUGUUGGUUACCAUGGAGUUCCUUCUGAAGCUGCAUGAUACUGUAUCGCAAGCCUCCAAGUUCAUCGGAAAAUUCUUGUACCAUGAGAUCUUCAGGAAAGCUGUGGCUAUACUUCUCUAGUCUCUACAUAGGGUUGUCCAUAGUCCGUAGUUCCAUGUGGGCAUGUGCAGUUGUGUACAAUGAUCUGUACUUCUAGUAUUACAGUUCAUAUGUAGUUGUAACAAAACUCUAAAGCAAAGUUGUAUGUGUUGUGUUGAAGAGAAAAAUGAUAUCAGAAGUUGCAGACAGAGAAAGUGAAGAUGUCUUUAUUUUUUUGAUAUAUCAACAGGGGGAUAGAAAUCCCCACAUGAA
Messenger RNA from Brachypodium distachyon (stiff brome), 2167 nucleotides. RefSeq names its product cationic amino acid transporter 9, chloroplastic. Lineage: Eukaryota; Viridiplantae; Streptophyta; Magnoliopsida; Poales; Poaceae. The transcript is spliced from 8 exons. Gene Ontology annotation, biological process: amino acid transport; transmembrane transport. Gene Ontology annotation, molecular function: amino acid transmembrane transporter activity. Gene Ontology annotation, cellular component: membrane. The record is from RefSeq and is a predicted model, not a curated record. Bases 43 to 1854 code for a protein of 603 amino acids.